Messenger RNA from Yarrowia lipolytica CLIB122, 1125 nucleotides. RefSeq lists its product as uncharacterized. Lineage: Eukaryota; Fungi; Ascomycota; Dipodascomycetes; Dipodascales. Gene Ontology annotation, cellular component: pre-snoRNP complex; nucleus. Gene Ontology annotation, biological process: snoRNA localization; box C/D snoRNP assembly; maturation of LSU-rRNA from tricistronic rRNA transcript (SSU-rRNA, 5.8S rRNA, LSU-rRNA). The record is from RefSeq and is a predicted model, not a curated record.
AUGCAUGAACUAAAAAGAUUCACCAUCCAGAAGAAAGAAAAAAACCACACACACACACACACACACACACACACACAAACAACAACACACAGCAUGAGCUGCUCCAUCUGUCAGCAGGAGAGCAAAUACAGAUGCCCAGCAUGUUCGGCGCGCACGUGUUCGCUGGCAUGCUCAAAGCAACACAAAGCCUCCGAGAAGUGCUCAGGACUCCCUGAUCCCACAAAGUACCUGAACCGAGAGGCUCUCUUUACAGACACAUCUGUUAACAGAGACUACCGGUUUCUCAAGCGGCUGGAGCGAGAUAUUGUAGUGCGCAAACAGGAUGGCGAAAGCAUGCCGAUUUUCAAGCGGGCUCGAUACAACCAGAACAGAAAAGACGGCAAGGAUGGCAGUGUGAUGGAGCGAAACGGAGUCAAGAUACACAAGGUGGCUCAAGGGAUGGGACGGCAGAAGCGGAACCAUAGCAGAUGGGAUCCUAACAUCAAGCAGUUUUGUUGGACUGUCGAAUGGGUGAAUGUUGACACUAACGAGACCAUGACUGUGGACAAGGUAAACCCUGUGCAGUCACUUCUCGAGUGUUUCCAGAAGAGAGGCAGUGAGAAGGGUGGGAAUGGUGAUAAUAAGGGUGAACGGAAGGUCGAGAAGAACGACACCGAGCAAACAGAGAUGAAAGAUGAACAUUCAAAACAGAAGGAUGGCGACAAGAAAGACGAAGAAAAAGAAGUGGUCCCGUUAACACCUAGAUCAUUCUACAUGAAGAGAAUCAAGUCGAAGAACACAUCUCCAAUUCUGUUAGAUCCCUCAAAGCCUCUGUCUGAAAAUCUGAAAGACAAAUCUGUCGUGGAAUAUCCUACCAUCUACUACACCAACGAAGAGAUUGUUGCGAGUGACAGCGAUAGUGACAGUGACAGUGAUUCCGACAGCGACAGUGGUUCCGAUGAUUCGGACGAUUCGGACGAUUCAGAUGACGACUCUGAUGAUGACUCUGACUCAGCUCCUGAAGAGGAGAGUGCUCGACAACCAGAGAUGCCUGACAUUGUCAAAACAUUGGCCGACUCAGCUGUCAACGACAUGGCCGGCCUAGAGGACGCCUUCGAAAAAGCACAAGAGGAAGGAAAGCAAUAG